This is a messenger RNA of Etheostoma spectabile (orangethroat darter), 4054 nucleotides long. RefSeq names its product F-box protein 28 (gene fbxo28). The record is from RefSeq and is a predicted model, not a curated record. Gene Ontology annotation, molecular function: protein binding. NCBI's taxonomy places the organism in Eukaryota, Metazoa, Chordata, Actinopteri, Perciformes, Percidae. The transcript has 5 exons. Bases 39 to 1193 code for a protein of 384 amino acids. Gene Ontology annotation, biological process: protein polyubiquitination.
AUGCAGCGUCACUUCCGUCUCCUCCUUAGCAAGGCAAGAUGGCGGCCGUCGUAGAGAGAGUUGAUGGAUGUGUUGGGUCCUUGGACUCAGACGCGGUGUCACCGAGACAGUCCACCCCUCCACCGGACCAGCCGCACCAGAACAACCCGCUGUUGGGACUCCCCAUUGUGGCCAUCGAUGCUAUUCUGAAUUUUCUGACCUACGACGAAAUCAGCCUGCUGCGCUCGGUGUGUAAGCGCAUGGACGUGAUCUGCCAGCGCGUCCUGAACCAGGGCUUCCUGAAGGUGGAGCGGUACCACAGUCUGUGCCAGAGGCAAGUCAAAGCCCAGCUGCCCAGGCGAGAGUCGGAGAGGAGGAACCAUUCCCUGGCCCGCCACGCCGACAUCCUGGCCGCCGUGGAGACACGCCUCUCUCUGCUCAACAUGACCUUCAUGAAAUACGUCGACUCCAACCUCUGCUGCUUCAUACCCGGAAAGGUGAUAGAUGAGAUUUACCGCGUGCUGCGCUACGUGAACUCCACUCGGGCCCCACAGCGAGCUCACGAGGUUCUGCAGGAACUGAGGGAUAUCUCCUCCAUGGCCAUGGAGUACUUUGACGAGAAGAUUGUCCCCAUCCUGAAGAAGAAGCUGCCGGGGGCGGACCUGUCCGGACGCCUCAUUGGCUCCACACCAGUGGCCGGUCCAUCCACCUCCCUGACCACCAUGUCCCUGUUGGCCAAGAACACGCCGUCGCGCUCGGAGAUGACCAAGGUGCAGCAGCAGGUAAAGGUGAACGGCGCGUCGAUGACGGUGCUGCGCCGGGAGAUGCAGGAGAUCCGCGUCAAGCAGCUGGAGCAGCAGAAGCAGCUGCAGGACCAGGAGCAGAAGCUGCUGGAACAGACCCAGGUGAUCGGCGAGCAGAAUGCCCGCCUCGCCGAGCUGGAGCACAAGCUCCGCGAACUGAUGGAGAGCAGUGCCGCCGCCCUGGGCGGAGCCCGGCCCGGGGCCACGGCCCCCUCCACAUCCAGCAGCACCGCCGCAGUGGCCCCCACGCCCGCCGCCCCCUUGGCCCCCAAUACCGUGUUGGCCGGUGGCAGCGCCGGCGCCGCGUCUCUAUCCAGAGAGCCAGAGGGAGACGGAGGAUCAUCACUCAAACGCACCAGAAAGAGCUCGGAGCACCCGCGACAGUCCAAACGGCUGCGCCGCAAGAAAUAAGAGACUCCGUGUGUCGUUUAGUUGAAGUUUAGUUUUUGGUUUCGAGGUCUGACUGAUCACACCUUCUCCCAAAUCCCCCGUGUCUUUGCCCCCCCCGCAACACCCAUCAGAAUCCGAAUAUAGGCAGGUGGUCGGGCCGGUGCAGCGAAGACUAUUUAUUGAAGAUUACGUUAAAAUCACUGUAAAGCUUUUUAAUGUAGAUGCUUUUCUAACAGGCUUAUGUAUGCCAAAAAAGUUGGUAGGGCUCAACAGAAAUUCAGAUGGUGGGUUAAUUUGGUCGACAGAAGUCACAUGUCACGUAAUAUUAAUGUAGUCCCUCCGUGUUUGUGAAAUCAAAUCUACCAAUAGAUUUCAUUUCAUAAACCUACACGAUUAAGAGGAUAUGCCAGUAAAAAUGCAUGAAAGUCCUGACAGUCCUUGCAUCACAAUAACCCAAGCUUAAAUUAAUAACCUGCUGGAAGUUUCAUGUUCAGGGUAAUCAGUGAUGGGUGGAAGCAUUGGUUUCAUUCAGACGUUCUUCCUAACUUUGGCUAAGUGCAAUAAAAAUCAUCUAGAAAGUAAGAUGCAAUUGAUAUUCCUUGCCAGCUUGGUGGGUCAGUCCAAACUCUUAGCUCAGGUCGAUGUGACCAGGUUUUGAAUCGCCAUAAAAAGAAGAGACGGGGUGUUCUAGAAGGAAAAAGGCAGUGUUCAGGUUGCAUUAGUCAAAGUGUGACCUGUCUCGUGUGGAAAUAUUCAUUUCUUUAAAAAGUGUUUCCAGCGAGACAGCACCUGGUGUCCAUGCUUCUCUUUUACUGUAUGGAAACUAUAAACUGCUCUCCAAUGGAUCAUACCAGUGUUUUGACACAUUUCAGCCUUUUUAAUACAAAUAAUGCACAGCUCACAACUUUUUUUUUUUUUUUCAUAAGGUGUUGUGAAUUUUGAAUGUUUUUGUACUUUCUGGAUAUUAGGGGUGGAAAAAAUAAUUCUAGAUGCAUUGCGAUUCUCUCUAGAACGAUUUGAUGCUCAAUUCUGAUAUUAAUCAAUUAUUUUAAAAAAAAGUGUUGAUUUUUUUAAAAAAGUUACCGUCUCCAGACAUGUAGAAAUCAGAAAACCCAGUGACUAGAAGAGGACGGGAUAAUGGACAACAACUUAGAGUUUAGGCAAGAGGGCAGAACAAAAAACACAAUAAUGGCCAAAAGGAAAGAAAACCAAUUAUGUAUAUAUACACAUGAUCUAAUAAGACAGUCAUAAAAUAAUUAGGCAAACAUAAAGGCGGCUGUUCUACUUUAUCACAUUACGUCUGACCCCCUCACGUUUCCUGUUCUCCACCUUUAAACAUGACUCCGCCCCCAUGGAAGACCACUGGGAGAGAAGGUGACUCGGCAUGUUUAAGGCUGAAGCAUGGGGUGACUCCACAAUAAAAACCUCGGUAGACAAAACGUUUCAUCACAACUUGUGUGUGACAAAUAAAUGUCAAAAUGUAUAUUUUUAAAAAAAUCAUGCAUGGAAAUGUACAUCGAAGAAGUGUUGCAUCGAUAAUCGGUUUAGUAUUGAAUCGUUAAUCUCUGAAUCGCAUUGAGUUUUUUAUUUUUAUUUAUUUUUUUAACACAGCUUGUUGAAAUCAUUAUUCCUAUAAUCUGAUAAAAUAUAUUAAUUCAAGUUUCACUUACUGGCUUUUUGCCCAGGGCUUUCAGCCACAGCCUGAAGAAAUAGUGGGUCAAACGUGAGUUAAGAUAAUUUUUCUCACAUUGGAAUUGGUAGUUUGAAGACAAAGAUGUAGUUAAAGGCUCUGGCAAUUUUAUAGAUUUUUUUUCCAUCAAACUUUAAUUUUUUUUUUUAGAUCCACUUCCUAUCUUUUUUAUUAUUUUUUUUCCCCCAGUUUUCCGUCUGCCUCUCUCAGCCUUCAGUAGAGUUUGGUGUAGUUCCAUGGCUAAGAGCAAACUGCUUUCCUUGAGACGGAGUCGAGGUUCUGAUUUCUCCCAGCAUGCACCUGCUGGACUCUGACACUCAGUUGCUGUUUCCAAGUCUUAAUCAUUUGUAGUAAAUGGGUUGAAACGGAGAAAAACACUUGUAUGGUCCCUAAAAGUCAAGAAGAAAUGAUGUUUAAAAGAAUACUGUAUGUGUAAUGGCAUUUAAAGGGUCUGUUCACACAUUUUCUCGCCUCUUCUCCAGUGCCAUGCAGGUGGCUUAUCUUUUCUUGUCCAUGUUUAGAGACGUCUUCUGCCUCCAUUAACAGGUUUUAGCCUAACUGCGCGGACAGCUGCCGCCAGAGGGUAAGUGAGAAAAUCUAUCUUUGACCUUUUGAAAUGUUGUUUUUCUUUUCUGAUGUCACACCAACUUUGAAAUCAUUUAGUGUUAAGGAAGUGCUGGAAGUUGGGACUGGUGUGGAGUUACAGCAGAGGGGGGGCUAGACGUGUUGUACAUUUGAGCUCAGAGGAAGAUAUUGGAGUCCCCCCCCCGGCGGUGCUCUCCUCUGGCCUUGCUCGGCCGGGUGAGCCCUCAGCCCGUCCUGGGGCUGCGCUCUUGUUCCCUUUGUUUUCCCGUUUUCUGUUUGGAUGACCCGAACCUCUCAUGGCAUGAACAUCUUCGGUAAAGAAACUUUGGACAUGCAGUUCACGUCUUGCUGAACACUAGCGCAUAUUCUAAAGACACUGGGCAGAAAAAACACAAGAUGUUAUCUAGUGGCUUAAUUUGAGACUGCGUCUCAGUUUAGGAAACUGUACUGUAAUCUUCAUGUACUUUAAAGUGUAGAUUGUGAAUUAUUUCAUGUAUGUACACCAAGGAAACUAUCUUUUGAGUUGGCCGACUUGGGGCUAACUGUACGGUUUUUGUUGCACACAUUGCUGUUACAAAUGUAAAAAUCCUAUUAAAAACUCAACUUA